Molecule: messenger RNA, 3636 nt
Organism: Rhagoletis pomonella (apple maggot)
Lineage: Eukaryota; Metazoa; Arthropoda; Insecta; Diptera; Tephritidae
Exons: 16
Coding region: 185-3415 (1076 amino acids)
Biological process (GO): proteolysis
Molecular function (GO): serine-type exopeptidase activity; dipeptidyl-peptidase activity
Source: RefSeq, a predicted model, not a curated record
UCAUCAUUCGUUUUGCAAACGCGUUAUUAGACAGACGUUUAUAAUUUUACUCAUCUUGCCAGCGUUUGCAUCAAAACCACUGAUUGUGAAUUACAAAAAAAAAAAAUACAAACAGUGCUAAUAAAUAAAUCUAGUAUAAGAUUUGGAGGAGAGGAGCUAUUUUUUGAAGCGGGCCAAAGACGAAAUGGGCGCCGUUGAUAGAUCGAUUUCUGACAAAAUGGCGUAUCUAUUGCGUUUGAGCGCACUUUUGUUGUUGUUCAUUUUUGUUGCGAAUAUUGAUAAGACCAGCGCCGCUUUGGGUCGUUUUCGUAACGGGCGCUAUGAUGAUGGUUUCCUUGGCGAACCCAGCAAAUUCGAAUCGGUGCGACAUAAGCCGGCACCCGAAGAUAAAUGGUUCGAACAAAAGUUGGAUCAUUUUGGAGAAAAGAAUAAGGAUGUCACCUGGAAGCAGCGUUAUUUUGUUAACGAUGAAUUCUAUCGCAACGACAGCACAGCGCCCAUUUUUCUAAUGAUUGGCGGCGAAGGUGAGGCAUCGAAACGUUGGAUGUCCGAGGGCGCUUGGAUUAAGUAUGCUGAACAAUUUGGCGCACUUUGUUUCCAAUUGGAGCAUCGCUUUUACGGAAAGAGUCAUCCUACAAGCGACCUCUCCACCAAAAAUCUUGCCUAUCUCACCUCCGAGCAAGCAUUGGCGGAUUUGUCCAACUUUGUUCAGAGCAUGAAACAGGAAUAUAAUUUGGGUGCUAACCAAAAAUGGAUAGCCUUCGGUGGUUCUUAUCCGGGCUCGUUGGCAGCCUGGGCGCGCGAAAAAUAUCCUGAGCUAAUACAUGGCGCUGUUAGUUCUAGUGGACCAUUAUUGGCUAAGGUUGAUUUCAAAGAAUAUUUCGAAGUAGUAAAAGCUUCUUUGGCCACUUACUCGCCCGCCUGUUUAGAAGCAGUUGGCCGUGCCUUUGCACAAGUUGAGAUUCUGACACGUCACAUGAUCGGCCAGCGUAAUUUGGAUGAGAAAUUUAAAACCUGUACACCAAUCAAGGACUCAAUAGAUAAUCCACUGGACAUGUCCAACUUCUUUGAAGCUUUGGCUGGCAACUUUGCUGGUGUCGUGCAAUAUAACAAGGACAAUCGGCCCAGUGCCACAUACACCAUCGAUGAUCUUUGCAAUGUUAUGGUUAAUACGACCAUCGGGCCACCUGUAACUCGUCUCGGUGUCGUUAACGACAUGCUCUUGCAGGAUGCUAAGGAGAAGUGUUUGGAUUACAAGUAUGAUAAAAUGAUCGCUGAGCUAAAAGAAACGUCAUGGGGUGCUAAAGCUUGCAAUGGCAGUCGCCAGUGGACCUAUCAGACUUGCAAUGAAUUCGGUUUCUAUCAAACGUCGGAUAAUAAGAGCGACACAUUCGGCGAUCGAUUUGCAGUUGACUUUUUCAUUAAACAAUGCAUGGAUAUUUACUCAGAGAGCAUGGACGCAAAGUACUUGCAGCAGGUUGUUUCGCAGACAAAUAAAUACUAUGGCGCUCUAAAACCCAAUACAACAAAUGUACUCUACGUGCAUGGCUCCAUUGAUCCAUGGCAUGCACUUGGCUUGACGAAAUCUAAGAAUCCGAAGCAACCCACAAUUUACAUCGAAGGCACUGCACACUGUGCUAAUAUGUACGAACCAGCUAAAACCGAUCCACCACAAUUGGUGGAGGCUCGUAACAAAAUCAUUAAAUAUCUUGCCCAGCUAUUGGAGAAUUUUAGUAUGGAAAGAGCCUUUUCUAAAAUAAAUAAUCAUAUUUUUCUAUUUUUAUCAUUGAACACUUUAAUAGCAAUGGAAGCCAACGAACUGUUUGUGUCUAGAGUUGUGUCAACACUUUCCAGUUAUCGGAUGUAUUUGGCUGUAAUUUUCUUGUUGAUGUUUGUUUUUGAUAAUCUUGAUAAGACGACAGCAUUUCGUAACGGUCAUCGAGCUAUUGGUGAGCCAAGCAGAUGGAACUUAAUACCAGAUACACCAGAAGAACCAGCAGAAGAGAACUGGUUCCUACAAACACUUGAUCAUUUUGAUAAGGAAAAGCAGCAAGUAAAAUGGAAUCAAUUAUAUUAUAUAAAUGACACGUUCUAUCGGAAUGACAGUGAUGCACCCAUUUUUCUAACGAUCGGUGGUGAACUUCCGAUUUCGCCGCGUUGGGUCACAAAGGGCACGUGGAUUCGUUUUGCGGAACGCUUUGGGGCCAUAUGCUUUCAUUUGGAGCAUCGAUUUUAUGGAAAAAGUCGUCCAAAAAGUGAUCUCUCAUUCGAGAAUCUUCAAUAUCUUUCAUCGAAACAAGCACUCGCUGAUGUGGCCAACUUCAUUCAAGGCAUGAACAAGAAAUAUAACUUUACCGCUAAACAGAAAUGGAUUGUCUUCGGCGGUUCCUAUCCCGGGGCAUUGGCUGCCUGGGCGCGUGAAAAGUAUCCCCAUUUAAUAUAUGGCGCGAUCAGCUCGAGUGCACCGCUAUUGGCUAAAGUAGAUUUUUAUGAGUAUUUACAACUAGUGAAAGCUUCAUUCGAAACGCAUUCCGUCAGCUGCCUGAAGGCUUUUGGUUCGGCUUUUGCUGAGAUAGAAACCCUCUUACGUCAUGAGAUCGGCCAGCGUGAUUUGGAUGAACAUUUUAACACCUGCACGCCAAUUAUGGCGUCGGUUAAUAACUCGUUAGAUAUGUCCAAUUUCUUUCAAGCAUUGACAGAUAAUAUUGCGGGUGUGGUACAAUCCAAUAAGAACAAUGGACCUGAUGCUGGCUGCACCAUUGACGAUGUUUGCAACGUAAUGGUGAAUACAACAAUUGGUCCGCCAGUUGCACGUUUAGGCAUUGUCAGUGGCAUGCUUUUGGAAGAGUACAAAGAAAAGUGCUUCGAUUACAAGUACGAUAAGAUGAUAACUGGAAUGCGGAAUAUCUCUUGGUACGCUAAGGCAGCUAAUUGGACACGUCAAUGGACCUAUCAGACAUGUAACGAAUUUGGUUUCUAUCAAACAUCAAAUAAUAAGAAUGACACAUUCGGCGAUCGUUUUAAAAUUGACUUCUUCAUAAAACAGUGCAUGGAUAUUUACUCAGAGAGCAUGGACGCAAAGUACUUGGAGCAUGUUGUAUCACAAACCAAUCAAAACUGUGGCGGUCUUAAUCCUAAUACAACAAAUGUGCUGUACGUGCAUGGCUCCAUUGAUCCAUGGCAUGCACUGGGUUUGACCACAUCUAAAAAUCCGAAUUUACCCACUAUAUUCAUUGAAGGUAAAUGCAUUUCCUGUGUACGUAUUUUGUAUUUUGGUAAAUUGGCGAAAUCUCCUUAUACGAUAGGCACUGCACACUGCGCCGAUAUGCAUGAGCCAGCUAAAAGCGAUCCACCACAAUUGGUGGAGGCACGUAACAAAAUUGCUGAAUAUCUGGCACAAUUGUUGGCGAACUGAAGAAACUACAGAUACAUGUCGUUACCUUAAAAUAGAAAGGCCCUAACUCAUAUAGUCGCUGAAAUGCCAAAAAGCCUUAACUCACAAAAUUUUUUUAUUGAUUAAAAUGAUGUGGGGACUUAAUUUCGAUGAAAUGCAUCAUAAUCAAUGAAAAGGGGAAUUUACGGAUUUUUACUUAGUUACGGAUUUUUGUAUUUCAUCGACGAUGUGAGAUAGAUAGG